AGACAGAGGAUCGGCUCGGCACUGACCUCGGCCGUGUGCUAUCGCCGCCGCCGGCCGCGGCAGAUGUCCCAGUUCGCCCCGCGGCGCCGGCGGCGUUUGCGGCGCACGCCGUACCGAGGCCGACAGAUGGCCGCUCCCAGGGAGGGUGGGCGCUCCGGAGCUGGGAGCGACCAGCUGCCGGCGGCCUCCGAGGUCAGGUCGGGCCGCCGCCGGCCGCACCCCGCUGACCGAGACCCUGCUCAUUCCGGUCCGGAGCGGCCCAGACGCAGCAGGCACCGGCGCAAUGCGGGGAGUUCGGUGUAUGGCACUGCUGCUGACAGCGGCCGCCGCCGUCGCGGCGGUGGAGCCUCCCAAUGUGGACUUUAUGCGUUUCCUGCUGGAGGCGCACCGCUCCUACGUCACCGGCCAGGUGCGGCCCUACGUGCAGUACGCCAAGAAGGAGAUGCGCGUCACCGAGGUGCACAACAUUCUCAGGAACCGCCCUGGCGGCAUCCCGCGUUGGUCGGCGCCCGUCCAGGACCUCCUCUGCACCGAGUGCGAGUUCGCCAUCGCUCCCGUGCUGCUCGAGUUCUACAGCGGCACACCGAUCGACCAGAUCGCCGAGCAGGCCAUCGAGGCGUGUGUGGUGCUCGACCUGUACGACGAGGAGGUGUGCCGCGGAUCCGUCGAACUGGCCAUCCCGACGAUCGCCGAGGUGCUCAGCGCGCGGCGCACCACGGCCGCUGAGGUGUGCACGUACAUCAUCGGCGCCCAGUGCGGCUCCGUCAUCUGGCCCCAGUGGGAGGUACAGCUGCCCGACACGCCCAAACCGCCGCACAUCGAGCCCGUCCUGCCCGACGUGUCGGAGACGACCACCAUCAAGGUGCUGCAGCUGAGCGACCUGCACGUGGACCUCGACUACGCCGAGGGCAGCGAGGCGUUCUGCAGCAUGCCCAUGUGCUGCCACGCCUCACAGGGUCAGGGUAACGCGACCACGGGCCCGUACGGCGCGCUGGCCGACUGCGACAUCCCCAUGGCAACGCUGGACGCCACACUCGACUGGAUCACCGAGAACCACGCCGACGUGGACAUCAUCUACCUGACGGGGGACCUGCCGGCGCACGACAUCUGGAACCAGACCAGGGAAGGCAACGAGGCGGCUAUCCGCGCAUCGCUGACCAAGCUGCAGGCGCGCUUCCCCAACACGCCCGUGUACUCAUCCAUCGGCAACCACGCGCCCUGCUUCAUCAACAUCUACCCGCCGGCCACUGUCGAGUCGGAGACCAACAGUGUCGAGUGGCUGGAGGCGACGUUCGGCGAGCUGUGGCCGGCGCUGUUCCCCACAGAGAUCACUGAGGGCACCAUCGACCGGGGCUCGUUCUACGCCAGCCGCGCCAUCCCCGGCAAACUGCGCGUCAUCAGCAUCAACUCCAACUUCUGCAACAACCUCAACUGGCUGCUGCUGCUGGACUCUGUGGACCCGAACGGUGAGCUGCAGUGGCUGGUGGAGCAGCUGCAGGAGGCGGAGGACCUGGGCGAGAAGGUGCACCUGCUGAGCCACAUCCCGCCCGGCAUCACUGACUGCCUGCCCACCUGGAGCCACCAGUUCAACCGCAUCGUCAACCGGUACGAGGACACCAUAUCCGGCCAGUUCUACGGCCACACGCACAAGGACGAGUUCGAGGUGUUUUACGACCUGGAGGACCCCGGCCGCGCCGUCAGCGUGGCCUACAUCACGCCGGCCGUGACCACGUACAGCUACAAGAACCCUACCUACCGCAUCUUCCACGUGGACACCAACAGCACCUGGAUGGCCGUGGAUUACGACACCUACUGGAUGGACCUGGAGCGCGCCAACGCCGUCGGCGACACCAGCUACAGUAAGCUGUACUCGGCGCGCGCCGACCUGCUCGAGGCGCCGCCCACGCCGCAAAACUUUGACCGGCUCGUGCAGCGCAUGAAGACGGACUCGGACAAGUUCCAGCAGUACAUGAGCUACUACUACCACAGCGACGCGGCGCAGGUGCACUACGGGCCGUGCGAGGGCGCCUGCCGCGACCAGAAGAUCUGCGGCACGGAGACCUCCGACUCGAGCAACCCCCGCUGCUAGAGGACCGACGGACCGACGGAGGAGCGGAGCGGGGUGGGUGGGUGUCUGGGUGUGUGGUGCCGUCACCGGUAACCAGGGGCGGUUGUGAUGUGAUUUAUUGUGCCUAAAUGUUAGAAGCAGCGACUUCUGCUGUGACGAAUGUCCAACGGAAGCAAGAGUUGCUUCAGUGUCAUGCAGUGAACAUAAAAGCAUACAGCGGACGGCGAGUACUGAGACAAAUUGAAAUGUUUUAUGAUUCACGUAGGUCGUAGGUGUGCCUCGCAGUUGCAUUUGGACAACUGUAUCAACUUCACCAGUGGCCGUCCUUGAAUAAAUCGAGCUUUGCUUUGACGUGCGUGCCAAUAAGCAUCGAUGAGAAAUAUAACCAUACAAACUGGAA
Messenger RNA from Amphibalanus amphitrite, 2468 nucleotides. Its product is annotated as sphingomyelin phosphodiesterase-like. The coding region runs from base 284 to 2089 and encodes 601 amino acids. Gene Ontology annotation, molecular function: acid sphingomyelin phosphodiesterase activity. The transcript is spliced from 10 exons. Gene Ontology annotation, biological process: sphingomyelin catabolic process; ceramide biosynthetic process. Lineage: Eukaryota; Metazoa; Arthropoda; Thecostraca; Balanomorpha; Balanidae. Gene Ontology annotation, cellular component: lysosome. The record is from RefSeq and is a predicted model, not a curated record.